This is a messenger RNA of Thrips palmi, 5008 nucleotides long. RefSeq names its product homeobox protein cut (gene cut). Bases 176 to 4753 code for a protein of 1525 amino acids. Gene Ontology annotation, biological process: regulation of DNA-templated transcription. Lineage: Eukaryota; Metazoa; Arthropoda; Insecta; Thysanoptera; Thripidae. The record is from RefSeq and is a predicted model, not a curated record. The transcript is spliced from 15 exons. Gene Ontology annotation, molecular function: DNA binding; DNA-binding transcription factor activity, RNA polymerase II-specific.
GGGCGGGUAUGUACGUGUCGUUUGUGUCCGCUCUCGUCUGUGGCGCCGGUACCGAUCGACUGUGUCUACGUACCUUUGUGUUUACCGUUUGUUUGUUCUGUGUCCGAGUUUCAAGUGACGCGUUGCUUGACAGUGUGCGUGUGAGUGUGCCGCGAAAGAACCCAAUGCUGCGACAAUGCGUGACGUUUUCGGGCCGGGCGACACUGAAGCACGCCGACCAGCAGCGCGGAGUCGCCGGCACCGAGUGAGCGGGUGGUCGGAGCGACCAGAACGCAGCGCCGGACCCAUGCUUGCGUGCUUGCGGGCGACGCUCGCAGAGCAGGAGGCGGGCCUGAGCUGCAAGCAGGGCCUGGACGCGAUCGCCCAGCUGGUGGAGGACGCGGCACGCCUGCGCUCCACGCUGCGCCAGCUCCAGGAGAGCUCCGCCAAGCAGAUCGCCAAGCUGGAGGAGCAGCGCGAGGCCGAGCAGAGGAUGGCCCAGAGCCUGCAGCAGCGCCUGCAGGAGCAGCAGGACUACGAGCAGAUCAAGCGGGAGCUGAGCAUAUACCGGGCGCGCGAGCUGUCGCUGGCCGCCGAGCGCGCGGCGCGGGAAGCAGCCGCCGACCGGACGGAGGAGCGCGACCGCGCCAUGGCGCUCAAGAUCAAGUCGACGCCGUCCGCCAGCACGCCCGUGCACAACACGACCACCACGACGCCCGCGUCGUCGCCGCACGCCCCCCACGCGCCCCUGCCGCCGCACCUGCUCGUCAACGGCUCGCCCAAGAGCCCGUCCGAGGAGGGCGGCCUGUGCAGCAACAACAACACGCUGAGCAGCAACAACAACCUCCUGUCGGCGCCGGGGCUGCUGGGCCCGCACAACGGGCUGUUCAUGGGCCCCGUGCCCGGCGUGCCCCUGCCCGGCCACCACGCCGCGCACAGCCUCAGCAACCUGCUGCGCGACUCGGACGCCCUCAAGAGCCCCUUCCGCUUCGACGAGCAGCGGUCGCCGUUCCGCUUCUCCGAGGACCGCAGCCUGACGCCCAACGGCGUCAUGAUGGGGCGCCUGGGCGAGUCGCUCAUCCCCAAGGGCGACCCCAUGGAGGCGCGCCUGCAGGAGAUGCUGCGCUACAACAUGGACAAGUACGCCAACCAGAACCUCGACACGCUCAACAUCGCGCGCCGCGUGCGCGAACUGCUGUCCAUCCACAACAUCGGGCAGCGCCUGUUCGCCAAGUACGUCCUGGGGCUGUCCCAGGGCACCGUCAGCGAGCUGCUGUCCAAGCCCAAGCCCUGGGACAAGCUGACGGAGAAGGGUCGCGACUCGUACCGCAAGAUGCACGCCUGGGCCUGCGACGAGCACUCCGUCAUGCUGCUCAAGAGCCUCAUCCCCAAGAAGGGCAAGGAAGCCAGCCUGCCGCCCUUCAUCGCCAGCGAGACGCAGGACAUGACGGAGGAGAGGAUCGCGCACAUCCUGAGCGAGGCGUCGCAGCUGAUGCGCGUCCACAACCCGGACGAGCUGCGCUCCAACGAGGACUCUCGGUCGCCGGCCGACAACCGGGGCGAGAACGCGUCCCCGAUGAACCCUAAGGACGGCUCGCCGAGCCGGAAGGUGCGCAAGUAUGAGAACGACGACAUCCCGCAGGAGAAGGUGGUGCGCAUCUACCAGGAGGAGCUGGCCAAGAUCAUGGGCCGGCGCCUGGAGGAGAGCAUGCGCGGCGGCGCGGCCAACCUGGGCAACCUGCCCGGCGCCCGGCCCGGCGACCAGCCGCCCUUCCCCGGCCUGCUGUUCCCGCACUUCAUGGAGGGCGGCGCGGGCGGGCUGCCGCUGGCCGCGCGCUCCCAGGACGACAUCCGCCUGGCGCUCGACACCUACCACCGCGAGCUGGCCAAGCUCAACAUGGCCCCCGGCAUGGAGGGGCUGCCGCCGCCCGUCGGCCUGCCCGGACUGCUGGCCCUGCAGCAGCAGGCCCUCGCCCAGCAGGCGCACGCCAUGCAGCAGCAACAGCAGCAGCAGCAACAACAGCACCAAGAGCACCGAGAGCAACUGCGGAACGGUGAAGCACAGGAUCUUUCUCUGCCCAAGGAGAGGCCCAAGGAGAGCCGGAACAGCCGAGACCGGGAGCUGAACGGCAGCGACAGGGACGAGCGCGGCGACCGGGGGUCCGAGGCCGGCGACCGCGGCGCGGGUUCGGAGCGCGGCUCCAGCGUGGCGUCCGAGGCCGGCAGCACCGCCGAGCGCCUCAAGAAGGAGAUGGCCGAGGCCACGGCCGAAGCCCUGAGGCCGCUCGUCGGCAGCAGCGCCUUCUCGCUCGUCAGGCCCAAGGACGGUGGUGCAGCCACGGCAUCGCCUCUGAGCAACUCGAUUCUGCCACCAGACCAAGCCGGCGCUGACAUGUCGGGCACCGCGGCCGUGUCGCCGCUGCAGAGGAUGGCCUCCAUCACCAACAGCCUCAUCUCGCAGCAGGCGUCCGCGCCGUCGCACACGACGCAGAGCCCGCGGCCCCUCAAGGCCGUGCUGCCGCCCAUCACGCAGCAGCAGUUCGACCAGUUCAACAACCUCAACACGGAAGAAAUUGUGCGAAAGGUCAAGGAGUCCCUGUCGCAGUACUCGAUCAGCCAGCGCCUGUUCGGCGAGAACGUGCUGGGGCUGUCGCAGGGCUCGGUGUCCGACCUGCUGGCGCGGCCCAAGCCCUGGCACAUGCUGACCCAGAAGGGCCGCGAGCCCUUCAUCCGCAUGAAGAUGUUCCUGGAGGACGACAACGCCGUCCACAAGCUGGUCGCCUCGCAGUACAAGAUCGCCCCCGAGAAGCUGAUGCGCACCGGGGGAUACGGCGUCAACCCACCGAUCCCAUCGUCGCGGUCGCACCCCGCCGCCUCGCGCCUGGCCAACCUGCCCGAGGACAUGCUGAGCAGGCUGAGCGACCAGCACGCGCACUCCAAGGCGGCGCUGCUGCAGCACAUGGCCGCGCACCCCGGCGCCCACCACGGCCAGCGCGAGCAGCAGCGGGAGCAGCAACGCGAGCAGCAGCAGCGGGAGCGCGAGCAGAGGGAGCAGCGGGAGCGAGAGCUCCGCGAGCACCGCGAGCGGGACCGGGAGCAGCGGGAACGCCUGGCCGAGCAGCAGCGGGCCGCGGCGGGUGGAGACCAGCACCGCGGACCCUCGCCGUCGCAGCUCCGCGGCCUGCAGCCCCACCUGGCGCCCUCCGUGUACGAGAUGGCCGCGCUCACGUCGGACCUCGACACGCAGACCAUCACCACCAAGAUCAAGGAGACGCUCCUCGCCAACAACAUCGGCCAGAAGAUCUUCGGCGAGGUGGUACUGGGCCUGUCGCAGGGCUCCGUGUCGGAGCUGCUGUCCAAGCCCAAGCCGUGGCACAUGCUGAGCAUCAAGGGCCGCGAGCCCUUCAUCCGCAUGCAGCUGUGGCUGUCCGACCCGCUCAACAUCGACCGGCUGCAGGCGCUGCGCAACGAGAGGCGCGAGGCGUCCAAGCGGCGCCGCGGCUCGGGCGUCAACAACUCGGCCGCGUCCUCCACGCCGGGCGACAACUCGAGCGACACGUCCUCCAACGACACGAGCGAGUUCUACCACUCGACGUCGCCCGGCCCGCCGGCCAAGAAGCAGCGCGUGCUCUUCAGCGAGGAGCAGAAGGAGGCCCUGCGCUUGGCCUUCGCCCUGGACUCGUACCCCAACGUGGGCACCAUCGAGUUCCUGGCCAACGAGCUGCAGCUGUCGUCGCGCACCAUCACCAACUGGUUCCACAACCACCGCAUGCGGCUCAAGCAGCAGGUGCCGCACAGCCCCGCGUCGCCCAGCCCGCGCGAGCAGUCAUCCCCCAGCAGCCAGUCGUUCGACCCGGUGCGCUUCAGGAUGCUGCUGAACCAGCGCCUGGUGGAGCUGCAGAAGGAGCGCCUGGGCGGCGUGGGCGCGGGCCUGCCGCUGCCCUACCCGCCCUACUUCGCGGGCAACGCCAACCUGGCCGCGCUCAUCUCGAGGGGGCUGCUGCCGGCCGCGGCCGCCGCGGGCUUCGCCGGGCUGGCUGGCCCCGAGCCCAAGGACUUCAACGGGCUGGACCUGUCCAUCAAGCGCGAGAGCGACGACGACGAGGACGACGCCAUCUCCAACCCGGGCUCCGAGGACUCUGCGUCCGACAUGUCGCGGCGCACGCCGCUCAAGCCGGACGCGGCCCUGGUGGCGGGGCUGGCGGGGCUGGCCGGGCUGGCGGGGCUGGCGGGGUCGGCCCUGUCGGCGCCCUCCGGGCCGCCACGGUCCUCCAGCUCGCGACGCAAGCCCGCCGCGCCCCAGUGGGUCAACCCCGACUGGCAGGAGGCUAAGGACAAGGAGGUCAUCAUCAACGGCGUGUGCGUGAUGCAGACCGACGACUACAAGCUGCCGAACCGGUCCUCGCAGGAGGAGACGGUGCGCGUCGAGCCCACCGCCGUCCUGGACGCGGAGCGCUACAACGCGGAGCACGACGACGACAGCGACGACGCCAUGUCGCCCAGGAACAACGCGGCGGCCUCCUCCUCGCCUCGUGGGUCGCCUCUGCUGCAGAGGGACGACGCCGAGGACGACGCCGAGGACAUGGACGUGGAUAGCCACCCCGGCGGCCGACGGUCGCCCUCGCAGGGCAGCCAGGACGACCACGAGCCCCAGGAGAGGCGGCACGGCCUCGGGGACGACGGGGCGGACGAGGACAGGGACGGGAGGCCGUCACCCACCUCCUCGCCCGUCCACACGGACGUCCACACGGACGUCGACCCGGCACUCAGCUAGGUCUAGUAGUCAAAACCACUGUGAACGCCCAGAACAAUUUAGAAAAAAGUGUUUUUUGUUUUAUUUUAAAGUAUUUAUAAAAUAUUUAAUUGUAUACUUAAUUUGUUUGUAGGGUCUGUGAUGGUAAUUCAGGUGUUUGCGGAAAGGCCGUUGCAUAUCUCACCAUUGUUGAGAUGGGAAGCUGCAACCUAAAUUGUAGGUUUCAAUCCCUUUUUUUUUUUCUUUUUUUUCCCUCGACAUUUUGAUUGCUGAGCC